Tyto alba (common barn owl) is the source of this 2380-nucleotide messenger RNA. It is a transcript of the gene CORO6, whose product is annotated as coronin 6. The record is from RefSeq and is a predicted model, not a curated record. Bases 249 to 1784 code for a protein of 511 amino acids. NCBI's taxonomy places the organism in Eukaryota, Metazoa, Chordata, Aves, Strigiformes, Tytonidae. The transcript is spliced from 12 exons. Gene Ontology annotation, molecular function: actin filament binding. Gene Ontology annotation, biological process: cell migration; actin filament organization.
CCGCCGCGGGGGGGGCUGUGCCGGCCCCGGCGCCCGGCUCGGCUCAGCUGUUCUCUGCGGCAGCGGCGCUGCGCGGUGCCGAGCCCAGCCGCGCCGGGCGGAGCGGAGCGGGGCCGGGCCGGGCCGAGGGGAGGGAAGCGAAGCGAAGUGACAAAGCGAAGCGAGAAGCGAAGCGGGAACCGGGCCGAACCGAAACGGGGCGCAGCGCCGGGCGCGCCCGUAGCGCGCAAAAACCGCGGAGCGCAGCCAUGAGCCGCCGCGUGGUACGCCAGAGCAAGUUCCGGCACGUCUUCGGGCAACCGGUGAAGGCCGACCAGAUGUACGAGGACAUCCGUGUCUCCAAGGUGACGUGCGACAGCUCCUUCUGUGCCGUCAACCCCAAGUUCGUGGCCAUCAUCGUGGAGUCUGGUGGCGGGGGGGCCUUCAUUGUCCUGCCCCUUGCCAAGACGGGACGGGUGGACAAGAACCACCCUCUGGUGACGGGGCACACGGCGCCCGUGCUGGACAUCGACUGGUGUCCCCACAACGACAACGUCAUCGCCAGCGCCUCGGAGGACACCACCGUCAUGGUGUGGCAGAUCCCCGACUACGUCCCCGUGCGCAACAUCACGGAACCAGUGGUGACACUGGAGGGUCACUCCAAGCGGGUGGGCAUCCUCUCAUGGCACCCCACCGCCCGCAACGUCCUGCUCAGCGCAGGCUGUGACAACCUGGUGAUCCUCUGGAACGUGGGCACGGGGGAGAUGCUGCUGGUGCUGGAGGACAUGCACACCGACCUCAUCUACAACGUGGGCUGGAACCGCAACGGCAGCCUCCUCGUCACCACCUGCAAGGACAAGAAGGUCCGCAUCAUCGACCCCCGCAAGCAGCAGGUCGUGGCGGAGAAAGCCAAACCGCACGACGGCGCCCGCCCCAUCCGCGCCAUCUUCGUGGCCGAUGGCAAGAUCUUCACCACCGGCUUCAGCAAGAUGAGCGAGCGGCAGCUCGGCCUCUGGGACCUGGAGAGGUUUGCCCCCCAUGAAGGGCUGAGGCCCGUGCGGGCCAUCUUCACGCGGGAAGGACACAUCUUUACCACGGGCUUUACCAGAAUGAGCCAGCGGGAGCUGGGCUUGUGGGACCCGAAAAAUUUUGAGGAGCCCAUCGCCCUGCAGGAGAUGGACACGAGCAACGGGGUCCUGCUGCCCUUCUACGACCCCGACUCCAGCAUCGUCUACCUCUGCGGGAAGGGUGACAGCAGCAUCCGGUACUUCGAGAUCACGGACGAGGCGCCCUACGUGCACUACCUGAACACCUACAGCAGCAAGGAGCCGCAGCGGGGCAUGGGCUUCAUGCCCAAGCGCGGGCUGGACGUCAGCAAGUGUGAGAUCGCCAGGUUCUUCAAGUUGCACGAGCGCAAGUGCGAGCCCAUCGUCAUGACGGUGCCACGCAAGUCAGACCUCUUCCAGGACGACCUGUACCCCGACACGCCGGGCCCCGAGCCGGCCCUGGAAGCGGACGAGUGGCUGUCGGGGAAGGACGCGGAGCCCGUCCUCAUCUCGCUGCGGGACGGCUACGUCCCCGUCAAGAACCGGGAGCUGAAGGUGGUCAAGAAGAACAUCCUGGACAACAAGCCCCCCCCGGGCCCCCGCCGAGGCCACUCCAUCUGUGACCCCGACAUCUCUCAGCCAGCCUUGGAGGAGGUGCUGGAGGAGAUCCGUGCCCUGAAGGAGACGGUCCAAGCGCAGGAGAAGCGCAUCUCCGACCUGGAGAACAAACUCUGCCAGUUCACCAACGGCACGGACUAGCGCGGCGGCCACGGCCACAGCCAGAGCGAGGACUGCCCCGGCCCCCCCCCCCCGGGGAUUAAAGCCGAGUCCCCGUAGAGGGCAGGAGCCCAGAGCCAUGUUCUUUCCCCAGGAGCUGAGGCUGCAGGGAGGGGGUCAGGCCCUGACCCCCCCCCACCCCUCCCUGCAGUGGCAUCGGUCGCAUCCUGCUCCCGGGGUGGCCCGGCACAUCGACACCCCGCUGCAGCACUGAGGGGGGGGUCCCCACUUUGGUACCUGCAGGCUGGGGCUGCUGAGCAUCCCUCCUUGGGGACCUUCAAGCUGGAUGUCAGCAUCCCCCCAGGAUGGGGGGGCUGCUGGGCCCCCCCGGCCAGGAUGUGCUUGGGUACGGUGCUACAUCUCCCCCCCCCCCUCCACUGCCCCCCUCGCCUCCUCCUCCUGCCCCAUUGCCCCCCUCGGCUCUUCGCUCCUGGGUCCCCCUUUAAUAAAGGGCUCGGCCGCCCAUGGCUGCAUGGCGGGUACCAGGGCUGGGGGGGCCGCCACGCUGGGGGGGCCCUGCCCACACCCCGCUGCCCGCACGGCCCCGGCGCAGGCAGAGAGAGGCCGAGAGAGACAAA